This is a messenger RNA of Scylla paramamosain (green mud crab), 2583 nucleotides long. It is a transcript of the gene temp, whose product is annotated as protein prenyltransferase alpha subunit repeat-containing protein 1-like. Bases 398 to 1411 code for a protein of 337 amino acids. The transcript is spliced from 4 exons. The record is from RefSeq and is a predicted model, not a curated record. Gene Ontology annotation, biological process: protein prenylation. Gene Ontology annotation, molecular function: protein prenyltransferase activity. NCBI's taxonomy places the organism in Eukaryota, Metazoa, Arthropoda, Malacostraca, Decapoda, Portunidae. Gene Ontology annotation, cellular component: cytoplasm.
ACACUGGAAAUUUACCAGACAUUUAAAUUUUUUUCAUAAAAAGCCGUAUAAAUAUUACCUUUACCCUUAUAAUGAAACAAAGAAGGUAAAUGAGUCUCUAGAUUCCCUGGACUGAACUUCAUUAUUAAAUUCCCGCAGUGCUAGCAGAGUGGCCCUAGUACCACCACCACCAUCACCACGCCUCCAUCAUGUAAACAAACGGCAAUACUCCCUCAACAAUUGCAAUACGGCAACACAACCCAGAGAUGGAGGACGCCACCUGUGAAAGGAUAAUAAAAAAGCUGGACUCUCUCAUCAGGCAGGACCCUUUAAUGGAUGAGUUUGACAUUGUGUUCUCUCCGGGCGAGGUGAACCGGUCCCCUGUGGUGAGUGUGGAGCACAAGCUUGGCCUUGAAUCAUGGUGCUUGAAGCACGUGUAUGCCCAUGCUCAUGCCAACAUCCUCAAGACUCGCCACUCAAAAAGGAUCCAAGCUCCACUGCUAAGAUGCAUACAUCUGUGUGUGCCCCAGACCCUGCUCCAAUGCUGCGGUGGACACAGUUCUGUCUUCUAGUCGCCCCAGAAGUUGCCACAUUUUGGAACAUACGGAAGCAACUACUACAGCAUGGCAGUUUGUCAGUAGAUGCAGAUCUCCACCUCACUCGCCUUGUGUUAUCUCGAAAGCCAAAAUGUAUGGAAGUAUUUCAGCACCGCAAGUGGCUUUUCCAUCAUAUUUUAGCUCCCUGUCCAUCUUUGCCGUCCCCACCUUGUGCCAUUGACCACCACAAUGGCAGUGGUCCUGAUGAGGAGCCAAACCGUAGAUUCUUACUUGGGGAGCUGGAAAUAUGUAGGUGGACAGCUGACAAACACCAAAAUAACUAUCAUGCCUGGAACCAUAGGUUGUGGGUACUACAGCAGCUAGCUGAGCGACCUCUUGGCCUGGCUGAAGUGUGUCGUGCUGAGUAUGAGGCGUGUCACCGCUGGGUGAGGACACAUGUCAGCGAGCACAGUGGCCUCCACUACAUGCAGCACCUCUUGGCUACCCUAGUCACCUUGGUGGCUGAGGGGGUCCUUCUUAACCUGGCAGAAGCUGUGCCUUCAGCUACAUGCCCUAAAGACUUGUACUGUACUGAGUUAGAAUUCAAUCGCAACCUGAUAGAGCAGUAUCCAGGUCAUGAGGCACUGUUCUGUCAUCGGCGAGUGCUGCUGCAGCGGCUACAGGAUAUCCUGCUACAUGCUGCACCAUUGCAUCGCACAGCUUCUCCACCACCUCCAGCCCUCAAGCGUUCAUGUGUAGAGACGGUGAAUGGUGAGUGGAGCACUGCGCUGCUCAGUGAGAGGGACCUGGUGAACAAAUGUCUACAAACUGAUUCCUACCAGAAGACCCUUGGAGAGCGACACGCUCAUUGGCUCAGCAAUGUGCUAGCUGUCUAGUUGGCUGGGGCAGUGCUGGAGCUGGACCAGUCAUGCAAUUCCUCAGGGAUGCAACAGACUCAAUUGCUCCACCUCAGUUGGCCUUAAAAAGUUUUGCCAGACUUGUUUACUUGUGAUCACCACAUAAAUUGGAGAGAAGUUGUUGCUUCACUGAUUAAAACAAUGGGAGGCAAGCAGGACAGCACAACUGUGAUGAAAGAAUCAUUGUUUCUUAUCAAAUGUCAAUAUUUUUUGUGUAAGAUGGUAUAGAAAUUGAUAGCCUGCUACUUACUGCCUUUCUUUGGCAUCGUAGUUAUAAAUGCACAUACCUUUAGAUAUACAUAUAUUGGGCAGUGGAAUAUCAUGCAUGGUGUGCAUAAGUGAUUUCAUGGCAUAUAAUAUAGAAAUGUAAAGUUGAUGAUUUUUUUUUUUGGGGGGCAAAAUAUAAAUACAAAUCUGAUAUGAAAAGAUAGAAAUAUGCAAAAUAGUUUUGAGAAUUACUAGGAAAUAUAAUGAUGAAAUAUCAGUAGUGCAGCCUUGCUUGACCUCACUUCCUUCCCAGCUCAGGGGCUGAAACCCAGUAAUAUUUUGUUCCUUUCACAUGCAGUACUCCCUCUGUUGUGAGCAAUCUGUGUCAUUCAUCUUGAAUGGUUUGGUACACAGUGCUGUUGAUGGAGCAGGAAUACUUUGUACAUACACAGUAAUAUAUAUGAACUACAGUUGGAAGUUGUCCAAAAUUUUACUGGGUGCUAAAAUACUUUCAGAUCAUUAUUCUAUAUGCCUGAAGCAAAAUUGUUUAAGGAAACCAAAGCAUUAAUUCUUAUUAAGAGAUGUUCAGGAAGGGCAGACAUAUCUGCAAUAUUUUUAACACACUCCAUUAUUUCAGACUUCAUAACUGCACUUCAGUCAAGCUUGUAAAUAACUUCAACUUAACAGAAUUAUAUCCUGUAUUGUUUAAAGGUUUUAGCACAUUUUUUAACAGAUUGUUAUAGUUUUAAUAUUACAUUAAAUGAAGUGUUAGACAGCACUGAAUAGAGAGAUGAAUGACAUUUACCUGUUGAUAUAUCGUGUAGUCUGACCUGAAGCUGAAGGUGAACCUUUCAUUCCCUAGAAAAAUUGCCAGUUAGUUGGCUUAGGUGCAGUCCAUACAUUACUUCAGCUUGGUCAUUAAAAAUAAAUUUAUUUUGAACAAA